This is a messenger RNA of Diplodia corticola, 426 nucleotides long. RefSeq names its product rho-gdp dissociation inhibitor. Gene Ontology annotation, cellular component: cytosol; cytoplasm; membrane. Bases 1 to 426 code for a protein of 141 amino acids. The record is from RefSeq and is a predicted model, not a curated record. NCBI's taxonomy places the organism in Eukaryota, Fungi, Ascomycota, Dothideomycetes, Botryosphaeriales, Botryosphaeriaceae. Gene Ontology annotation, biological process: Rho protein signal transduction. Gene Ontology annotation, molecular function: protein binding; Rho GDP-dissociation inhibitor activity. The transcript is spliced from 3 exons.
AUGGACUCUCCUAACGUUCCCCCCAUGCUGAGCUCUUUCAAGGUCGAGGGCCGUCCCGAUAUCAUCAUCGAUCUUUCCGCACCCGGUGCUGUUGAUCAUCUGAAGGAGAAGCCUUUCUCAAUCAAAGAGGGUGCUCAGUUCCGUAUGAAAGCUAUCUUCAAGGUUCAGCAUCAGAUCCUUUCUGGCCUGAAGUACAUUCAGGUUGUCAAGAGAAUGGGUGUCAGCAACAAAAUGCAGGAGAUGAUUGGCAGCUAUUCCCCCAACACUUCUGAUAAACCCCACUACGAGAAGAAGUUCGAACCUGAGGUGGCUCCUUCGGGAAUGAUCGCUCGCGGCCACUACACGGCCGUUUCCAAAUUCAUUGACGAUGACAACCAGACGCAUCUCAAGUUCGAGUGGGCGUUCGACAUCAAGAAGGACUGGUAG